CAUCGGUUUCUUUUUUAAAGAGAAGAAGUAUUUUCGUAAUAAAACGGGUGCGCGAUACAAGGAUCCGGGAUAAACGAAUUUCGAAAAAAAAGGUGGCACAUAUAAUUCACAGUGAUUUUUUGGAUAAUUCAUCUAUCUCGUCGGAAUUCAGCUGGGAGUCGAGAACCAAACGCCACCCAUGCUUUAGUGAAGGUGAAAUCAAGGAAGAAAGCCGGGCCGCAAGAUGUGGCGCGUAAUAGUCAGCGCACUUCUCCUGGCGGUGCCAGCUAGGGCGAAGGUGUCCGUCUUGCCCCACGACGUCUACCCGGGCUUCGAGGUGAAGCAGCUCCACGGGGCGGGUCGGGAGCCGUCGAACUACCGGCUGCUGGAGACGGGAUUCUCAAAGUACUUCGCGGUCCUGGACAACGGGAUGGUGAUGACAACCUCGGACCUUACGCCGCUGGUGAACCGGCCGGUGAACCUGAUCGUCCUCGAGGAGCUGGGCAACCGGACCCAGACCCACGACCUCCACCUCUACGUCCUCGACAGGAAGAACAUGCUCACGUUCUCUCACGGGCAUCUGGGUGACGGCAAGGUGGCGGAAAACGCCCCGGCGGGGACGGUGGUCGUCGGUUUCCCGGUGCUACACGCAUCCGGGAACUUCCCGGUCCACUACAAGAUCCUGCCCGAAGUCGGCGACCGGCCCUUUGUUCUAAUGGACACGCGGACCGGGAACAUGGGUGCUAAUUUAACCUUGAAGAGCUCGGUCCAGGGGGUUAGAGUCGUGACGUCACGACCCCUGGACCGCGAGACGAAGCAGAGUUACACGGUGGUCAUCCACGCCUCCGACUCCGACUUCAUAAGCAGGUCCAAGAUUAGUGGGCGAGUUACGGUACUCGACGAGAACGACAAUAGCCCGGUAUUCGAGAGCGAGGUGUACAGGUUCGUCAUAAAGCCAACGAACUUCGGGGCGUCGCCGAACGACGCGGUUGCCGAGUGGAAGAGGUUCUCCACCAUCGGCAAGGUCCGGGCGACCGAUGCAGACGGCGACAAACUCGCCUACAGGCUCGUUGCUCCCAGUAAUCUUGUCGUGAUCGUACCGCAGACGGGGGAGAUCCUCCUGACGGGAGACCCCCAGAGCUCUUUGGAGGAGGACAUGGAGGUGGAAAUCAUGAUCGAGGCUCACGACGUUAGGACGCCGAGCAGGACCAGUGAGAAGCCGGCAAAGGUACUUUUGCAGUUUGUCACCUCAAUACCGAUUCGGGAGGAGCAUCGAAUCGAGAAACGACGAGUCACCAGGGCCGUUAGACCUACGAAGAAGGUGGAAUUCAGUGAGACCAGCGGCGAGGAAGAAGGUAAAGUCGUGUUUCAGCUCGAGAAGGAAACCGAGAGGGAAACGUUCAAGAUCAAGGAUGAGAAUCAGUGGGUCACCGUUACGGCAAACGGAUCCGUAAGGGUUCGCCAGAAGUGGGACUACGAGGAACUUGGACCUGAGAAAACCAUUGACUUCUGGGUCAUAAUCAAUAACGCUGGCAUUGGUGGAUGGUGCGCCAAGCAUUUCGACCUCCUCUGUCGAUUCCCACAUGAUACUGAUAACCAGCGCGUUAUCAUCCACGUCAAAGACGUCAAUGACGAACCACCCCGUUUCAUCAAUCGACCAUUGCCCAUGCAAGCCGUGGUUCAGCUGAACGCGCCACCGAACACUCCGGUCUUCACACUCCAAGCAAGAGAUCCAGACACAGAUCACAACAUCCAUUAUUUCAUCGUCAGGGAUCGAACUGGCGGUCGAUUCGAAGUAGACGAAAGAUCAGGUGUGGUGCGAACUCGAGGUACAGACCUCUUUCAAUUGGACAUGGAAUACGUCCUUUACGUCAAAGCCGAGGAUCAGAACGGACGAGUGGACGACAGGCGGUACCAAUCCACCCCCGAAGAACGACUAUCCAUAGUCGGUGGUAAACGGGCUCCUCAAUUUUACUUGCCAUCUUACGAGGCCGAGAUUCCGGAGAAUCAGAGAAAGGACUCGGACAUAAUAUCGGUGAAGGCGAAGUCUUUCGCAGACAGAGAAAUUCGCUACACUUUGAAAGCUCAGGGUCAAGGGGCUGGGACUUUCAACAUCGGUCCGACAUCUGGCAUAGUGAAAUUGGCCAAGGAAUUGGACUUUGAGGACGUCAGGCAGCCCCACGUUUACUCAUUAGUCGUAACCGCGACCGAAGACUCGGGAGGAUUUUCAACGUCCGUCGAGCUCACAAUUAGAGUUUCGGACGUCAACGACAACGCUCCGAAAUUCGAGUUGCCAGAUUACCAGGCUCACAAUGUCGACGAGGAUAUUCCGCUUGGUACCAGCAUCCUGAAAGUCAAAGCGAUGGACUCGGAUUCCGGGACGAAUGCGGAGAUAGAGUACAUCGUCUCGGAUGAUCACUUCAGCGUUGACUCGAACGGUAUUAUAGUAAACAACAAGCAGCUCGAUGCCGACAACAACAAUGCCUACUACGAGUUCAUUGUAACCGCCAAAGACAAGGGAGAGCCUUCGAAAACGGGAACGGCGACGGUGCGGAUUUACACGAAGAAUAAAAACGACGAGGAGCCAAAAUUCUCGCAGCAAGUCUACACUCCGAACGUGGACGAAAACGCGGGUCCGAACACGUUGGUCACUACGGUGGUCGCGUCGGACAAAGACGGGGACACAGUGAGGUUUGGUUUCGUCGGCGGCGGAACGUCGGCGGGUCAGUUUGUGAUCGAGGAGAUAACCGGGGUGAUUCGUCUCGACGGUAAAUCGAUUUCCCUCGACCGGGACAAGUACGAGCUGAACGUGACUGCUCUCGACGACGGGGCCUGUUGCUUGAAUGGUGCCGCCACCAUCCACACGAGCACAGCGGUCGUCGUCGUCUUCAUAACGGACGUCAACGACAACAAGCCGGUCUUCAAGGACUGUGGAACCUACUCGCCAAAGGUCGAGGAAGGUGCUCCGAACGGCAGUCCCGUCAUCAAAGUCCAGGCAACAGACAAGGACAAGGGUGUCAAUGGGCAGGUGAAAUACUCGAUUGUCCAGCAGCCGAAUCAGAAGGGGACGAAAUUCACCGUCGACGAAGAAACAGGCGAAGUUUCAACCAACAAGGUAUUCGACCGGGAAGGGGAUGACGGAAAAUUUGUAUCCGUCACAGUGAAAGCGACGGAUCAAGGAGAGCCGUCGCUCGAGGGUGUCUGUUCGUUUACAGUUGAAAUAACAGACGUCAAUGAUAAUCCGCCGCUGUUUGAUCGGCAGAAAUACGUUGAGAACGUGAAACAAGAUGCAAGUACGGGGACAAACAUAUUGAGAGUUUCGGCCUCCGAUGAGGAUGCGGAUAAUAACGGUGCUAUAGUUUACACGCUAACCGCACCGACGAAUCCACUUGAUUUGGAAUACUUUGAAAUACAGCCAGAGUCUGGUUGGAUCGUUCUAAAGAAAGCUCUCGACGGCUGUUUUCCACGAGACAGGUAUCGCCUGAGAGUGCGGGCAUCCGACAGAGGGACGCCACCCUCGUAUGCAGACGUGGACGUUGAGUUAGACGUCGUAGACAGAAACAAUAAACCUCCUGUGUGGGAUAUGAGUGUAUACGGCCCCAUUCACAUCAAAGAAAAUGUCACAGUGGGUACAAUAGUGACGUCAGUAAAAGCCAGCUCUGGCAUCGAGGGAAAUCCGAGAGUAUUUUACAGCCUAAUGCCAGGAUCAACCGCCCAAACGAACAAGUUUAAUACAUUCUACCUACAGCAAAGGGCGGACAAGGGUUUCACUUGGGCCGAUAUAAAAGUGAAUCAUCCCUUAGAUUACGAGAGCAUAAAGGAGUACAAUCUGACGAUUCGUGUCGAGAACAACGGGGCUCAGCAGCUCGCUUCUGAGGCAACGGUAUACAUAAUGCUCGAGGACGUGAACGACGAGAUUCCCCUGUUCACAGAACGGGAACAGGAAACCGUUUUGGAAGGGGAACCGAUCGGAACCAAAGUGACCCAAGUCAACGCGAUCGACAAGGACGGUACUUUUCCGAAUAACGAGGUGACGUAUUACGUGGUCGAGAGCGACAGGAACGAGGGAAAGGACUUUUUCGAAAUAAAUCAGCAGUCGGGCGAAGUCUUUACGAAGAUUGUCUUCGAUCGAGAAAAGCAGGGAGCUUACGCCCUCGAGGUCGAGGCGAGGGAUGGCGCCCCUUCCGCUCGGCCGAACAGCAACGGGCUUCCGAACUCUGUUACGAAAUUCAUUCGCAUUGGUAUAGCAGACAAGAACGACAAUCCGCCGUACUUCGACAAAGCUUUAUACGAGGCGGAAGUAGACGAAAAUGAGGACAUUCAGCACACGGUUCUCACAGUCACCGCCAAAGAUCACGAUGAGUCCUCGCGUAUUCGAUAUGAGAUCACGAGCGGUAACAUAGGCGGUGCCUUUGCUGUUAAAAAUAUGACGGGGGCAAUAUACGUUGCCGGGGCGUUGGAUUACGAAACGAGAAAGAGGUACGAGCUGCGUCUAGCCGCGUCGGAUAAUCUGAAAGAAAAUUAUACGACGGUUGUCAUCCACGUGAAAGACGUGAACGACAAUCCUCCAGUCUUCGAACGGCCGACUUACAGAACGCAGAUAACGGAAGAGGACGACAGGAAUUUGCCGAAGCGCGUUUUGCAGGUGACUGCGACCGACGGGGACAAAGACAGGCCCCAAAAUAUCGUUUACUUUUUGACCGGUCAAGGCAUUGACCCGGAUAAUCCGGCGAAUAGCAAGUUCGACAUAAACCGCACAACCGGAGAAAUAUUCGUGCUAAAGCCGCUGGACAGAGACCAGCCGAACGGAAGACCCCAAUGGCGAUUCACGGUGUUCGCCCAAGACGAGGGUGGUGAAGGGCUCGUCGGCUACGCGGACGUGCAGGUCAACCUGAAGGACAUAAACGACAACGCACCGAUAUUCCCGCAAGGCGUAUACUUCGGUAAUGUGACGGAAAAUGGAACGGCAGGUAUGGUCGUCAUGACCAUGACAGCGGUUGACUACGAUGAUCCGAGCGAAGGGACGAAUGCCAAGCUGCUCUACUCGAUCGAAAAGAACGUUAUCGAGGAGGAGACCGGCUCUCCGAUUUUCGAAAUCGAGUCAGACACCGGCGUUAUCAAAACCGCGGUCUGCUGUCUGGACAGAGAAAGGACGCCCGAUUACUCUAUACAAGUCGUGGCAAUGGACGGGGGAGGGUUGAAAGGAACCGGAACUGCGUCGAUACGCGUCAAGGACAUCAACGAUAUGCCCCCUCAAUUCACGAAGGAUGAAUGGUUCACCGAAGUCGAUGAAACGGACGGUUCAAACUUACCCGAGAUGCCCAUCUUGACCGUCACCGUUCACGACGAGGACGAAACGAACAAGUUUCAAUACAAGGUAAUCGAGAACAGCGGUUAUGGUGCCGAUAAAUUCACAAUGGUAAGAAACAACGACGGUACAGGUUCCCUGAAGAUAGUACAGCCAUUGGACUACGAAGACUUGCUCCAAAGCAACGGUUUUAGGUUCAGAAUUCAAGUGAACGAUAAGGGUGAGGACAACGACAACGACAAAUAUCACGUGGCGUAUUCGUGGGUAGUGGUGAAAUUGAGGGACAUAAACGACAACAAGCCACAGUUCGAUCGUUCGAACGUUGAGGUAUCUGUGGCAGAAAAUGCUGAUAUUGGCAUGAGUUUGGAAACGUUUAAGGCGACGGAUCCCGACCAGGGUGGCAAGAGCAAAGUGUACUACACGAUCGACCGGAGCUCGGAUCGCAAGCGGCAAUUCUCGAUCGACGAGGGCGGAACAGUGUCGAUCCAACGAAGCCUGGAUCGCGAAGAAACACCGAGGCAUCAAGUCAAAAUACUCGCCAUCGACGACGGUAUUCCUCCCAAAACGGCAACCGCAACCCUCACGGUUAUAGUCCUCGACAUAAACGACAACCCGCCGACGUUCUUGAAGGAUUACCGCCCGGUAGUUCCCGAGCAUAUUCAGCCGAGGAAAGUCGUUGAGAUUUUAGCCACCGACGACGACGACAGGUCCAAGAGCAACGGGCCACCGUUCACCUUUAGGAUGGACCCCAACGCGGAUGACGUUAUAAAAGCUUCGUUCAGGGUCGAAAGUGACACCAAGGGUGCAAACGGCGACGGAAUGGCGGUGGUAUCGUCGCUUAGAUCGUUCGAUCGAGAACAGCAGAAGGAGUAUCUGAUACCGAUAAUAAUAAGGGAUUCCGGAAACCCGCACAUGUCGGGUACUUCGACGUUGACCGUCGUGAUCGGAGACGUAAACGACAACAAGAUGCAGCCUGGAGCAAAGGAGAUAUUUGUUUACAACUACGCUGGCCAAUCACCGGAUACCGACAUAGGCAGGGUGUUCGUUUACGACUUGGACGACUGGGACUUGCCGGACAAGAAAUUCUACUGGGAAGGCCUGGAACACCCCCAGUUCAAGCUAAACGACGAGUCUGGGAUGAUAUCAAUGAAGUCCGGGACCCACGACGGGAAAUACAACCUGCGGUUCAAGGUUUACGACAGGAAACACACCCAGACCGACGUCCCCGCGAACGUAACUGUCACAGUUAAAAGCAUACCCCACGAAGCGGUUCUGAAUUCCGGCUCAGUCAGGAUAUCGGGAAUAACGGAUGAGGAUUUCAUUCGUAUUUGGAACUAUAGGACGCACGGGCUCUCACGAAGCAAGGCUGAUUUAUUCCGGGAUAAGCUUGCCGAUUUACUGAAUAUCGACAGAGAAAAUGUCGACGUGUUCAGUGUGCAACUGCGUAGAAAACAUCCGCCUCUAACGGACGUUAGAUUCGCUGCUCACGGGUCACCGUACUACAAACCGGUACGAUUAAACGGAAUGGUUCUGAUGCAUCGCGAGGAGAUUGAAAAAGACGUUGGUAUAAACAUAACGAUGGUUGGAAUCGACGAGUGCUUUUACGAGAACCAAAUGUGCGAAGGCAGCUGUACAAACACACUGGACAUCAGCAAUCUGCCGUACAUGGUGAAUGCGAAUCGAACAUCCCUUGUUGGCGUCCGAGUGGACGUGAUAGCCGAGUGCACCUGCGGUGCUCGUAACUUCAGCAAAAGCGAAUCCUGCAGGAAUAGUCCAUGCUACAAUGGAGGUCGAUGUAUAGAGGGACGUUUUGGGUUAUCGUGUCAAUGUCCCACGGGGUAUAACGGUCCCAGGUGCCAGCAGACCGCUAGGAGCUUCAGAGGAAAUGGAUGGGCUUGGUAUCCGGCUUUGGAAAUGUGCGAUAACAGCCACAUGAGCUUUGAAUUUAUUACCAGAAAAUCUGACGGUCUACUAUUGUAUAACGGGCCUAUUGUGCCCCCUGAAGCCGACGAAGUUAUGGUGUCAGAUUUCAUUUCCGUUGAGUUGGAACGCGGUUAUCCAAGAUUGCUGAUCGAUUUUGGCUCUGGUACGUUGGAGCUAAAGGUAAAAACGAAACGCACUCUGGACGACGGAGAGUGGCACAGGCUAGACGUGUUCUGGGAUACCGAGAACGUAAAACUGAUCGUCGACUACUGCAAAUCGGCCGAAAUAUCGGAAAGGGAAGACGGAACGCCGCCAGAGUUCGAUGAUUCGAGCUGUCAGGCGCAGGGAAUAGUUCCUCCCUUCAAUGAGUACCUGAACGUAAAUGCUCCACUGCAAAUCGGCGGAUUAUACGUCGAGCAAUUCGAUCCGGCCCACUACAAGUGGAAGUAUAUGCCAGUCGGCAAAGGCUUUGACGGUUGCAUCAAGAACCUCUUCCACAAUAGCAAGCUCUAUGACUUGGCGCAUCCUGGACUCUCUAGAAACAGCGUAGCUGGCUGCCCCCAAACCGACGAAAUCUGCAACCACCAGGAGGCCACAUUCAGGUGCUGGGAGCAUGGCACCUGCGUCGGAAGCUUCUCGGAAGCUCGGUGCCACUGCAAUCCUGGAUGGACUGGACCCGGCUGCAUGUCACCAACCGUUCCGACCACCUUUAAGCCCCAAAGCUACGUCAAGUACGCCCUCUCCUUUGAACCAGACAAGUAUUCUACCCAAAUCCAGCUCAGAUUCAGGACCAGAGAAGUUCACGGUGAGCUGUUUAGGGUCAGUGAUCAGCACAACAGGGAAUAUGGAAUCCUUGAGGUGAAGGACAGCCGACUGCACUUCAGAUACAAUUUGAACAGCCUCAAGACUGAGGAGCGUGACAUCUGGCUAACCGCAAUCGCGGUUGACGAUGGUCAAUGGCACACGGUCAGAGUAUCGAGGUACGGAUCGGCCGCAACUCUCGAGCUUGAUGGCGGCGAAGGUCGUAGGUUCAACGAGACUUUUUCCUUCGAGGGUCACCAGUGGCUCGUUGUCGAUAAACAGGAGGGAGUGUAUGCCGGUGGCAAAGCAGAGUAUACGGGUGUAAGGACCUUCGAAGUCUACGCCGAUUAUCAGAAAGGAUGCCUGGACGACAUCAGACUGGAAGGAAAACAUCUUCCUCUGCCACCAGCAAUGAACGGAACUCAGUGGGGCCAGGCGACCAUGGCCAGGAACCUGGAGAAGCAUUGCCCGUCGAAUAAGCCAUGUGCAAACGUGAUCUGCCAGGGUCAGUUAGAGUGUGUGGAUCUGUGGAACGAAUAUGACUGCGCUUGCGGCGAAGGAAAGGUGCCGGGUCCGGACAACUCGGGGUGUGUAGACAAAAAUGAGUGCAUUGAUGAUCCCUGCUUGCACGGGGGGAAGUGCAUCAACCAAGAUCCUCAUUUGAGGUACAGAUGCGUCUGCCCCACGGGUUUCUGGGGUGAAAAUUGCGAGCUUAUUCAGGAGGGACAGACCCUCAAACUCAGCAUGGGAGCUCUUGCUGCGAUUCUAGUUUGCCUACUCAUUAUUCUCGUACUCGUGCUCGUGUUCGUUGUCUACAAUCGGAAAAGAGAAUCUCACAUUAAAUAUCCUGGGCCUGACGAUGACGUACGGGAAAAUAUAAUAAAUUACGACGACGAGGGCGGCGGGGAAGACGACAUGACGGCCUUCGACAUCACUCCUCUACAAAUACCAAUCGGCGGUCCGUUGCCAGAGAUGACGGGAAAAUUGCCAACGUGUAAAAUGGCCUACCCUCUGGGACCAGAGCCAAACGUAGGGAUGUUCAUAGAAGAUCAUAAGAAACGGGCGGACAGUGAUCCUAACGCACCGCCUUUCGAUGAUUUACGAAAUUAUGCCUACGAAGGUGGUGGAAGUACGGCGGGCUCCCUCUCGUCUUUGGCGUCCGGUACGGAUGACGAGCAGCACGAAUACGAGUACUUGGGUGCGUGGGGUCCAAGAUUCGACAAAUUAGCCGACAUGUAUGGACCGGUAGAAGAGAGCGAGGAGGAAGAAGAGAAUUGAAGGAAGUCCCGUAGACAAGAAACCUCGAAAUGGAUCUGAAUGAGGAGGUGCGCGGGCGACAUAAAAGGGCAUAAACACACCCACUUCUGUGGGCAUGAUGAUAAAAAUCCAACGAUGGGGGGGGGGGGGGGGUAAAUACUGAGUGACGCGUAAGGCACGCGGGUAGUCAAUGGAUCUAAAAACUCUACAAAGACACUAUAUACUUAUUAUUGUAAUAUAUAAUGAUACAUUACGUAAGUUAACUGCAAUUACUAAUAGCCCAUAUAUUUACCUGUGUGAAUAUGAACACACGCGAUGUGCAUACAUACACGAGUAUACAUACAGAAUACAUACAAACAUACAUAUAAACAUGCAUAGAUACACACGUACAUUCAUGCACAAUUACACACCUUUAGUGGAUACGGUAAAUGUUUCAUAUUUGCCUGUGUUUGUAUAAUAGUGACAUCGAUAUUAACGUUAUAACUAAUUGAUAAUAUGAUGAUGAUGAUCUCGUUCAAUGUAAAGUGAAGUAAAAGAAUAGAAGGGAGAAAGGAGAAAAGGUUAAGAACAGAGGGGGAAAAUUAUAUAAAUAACAGCAGUUUCGAGAAGCGAAACUGAGAUUUAAAAGAAAAAGAAAGAAAAAUGACUAAUUAAUAAAGAAAAAAAAAACAAUUAAAAACCAUACAAGUGUUGUAUAAACAAAGAGUGCAGGGAGCCUACGGCAUAUAUUGUAUGUGUUAUAUGGUGCGUACAUAUAAUAUGUAUGUAGAAAAAUUUAACCGUCGCGAUUAAUUAACAGUUAUUAUUGUAUACAGACGUACGUACGAAAUACAUGCAUACAUAAAUACAUACAUACAUACAUACAUACACGACACACAUUUAUAUCAUUCUGAAAACGGGAAUAUAUUACGUAAUUAUAAAUCAUCUAUAUAAUUCAUCCUCCUCAGCUCCAGCAAUCGCGAUUUCUACUAAAUUCAUAGGUAAUAUUAUCACGUUAUUAAGAAUAAAAUCACAGGUUUAAUAUAUACACGUAUAUAUGACUAUUAUAUAUAUCUGUAUAUAUUAAUUAAUUAUUAUCAUCCUUAUUAGGACGUUUCUGUACACGGAAAGUCGGGAUAAAUUUAAAUAAGUAGCUAAUUGUACCGAUGCGAUCCAUGCAAUAAUUUUUAUUCACGAUAUAAAAACAAACAGACAAAUAAACAAAAACAAAAUGAAAAUCGUAUAU
Molecule: messenger RNA, 10493 nt
Organism: Diprion similis
Lineage: Eukaryota; Metazoa; Arthropoda; Insecta; Hymenoptera; Diprionidae
Product: neural-cadherin
Exons: 38
Coding region: 224-9289 (3021 amino acids)
Biological process (GO): homophilic cell-cell adhesion
Cellular component (GO): catenin complex; plasma membrane
Molecular function (GO): calcium ion binding; cadherin binding
Source: RefSeq, a predicted model, not a curated record